This is a messenger RNA of Larimichthys crocea (large yellow croaker), 4066 nucleotides long. It is a transcript of the gene fut8b, whose product is annotated as fucosyltransferase 8b (alpha (1,6) fucosyltransferase). Lineage: Eukaryota; Metazoa; Chordata; Actinopteri; Sciaenidae. The record is from RefSeq and is a predicted model, not a curated record. Gene Ontology annotation, biological process: protein N-linked glycosylation. The coding region runs from base 730 to 2481 and encodes 583 amino acids. Gene Ontology annotation, cellular component: Golgi cisterna membrane. Gene Ontology annotation, molecular function: protein binding; glycoprotein 6-alpha-L-fucosyltransferase activity. The transcript is spliced from 10 exons.
AAUCCUCGGGCGGACGUUAGCUUUCCCCCUCUCGGGUCUGCGUUGACACCGGCCAUCCAGCGCAGAGCAGCCUCGACUGCCGUAUUCAGAGACCCCAGCUCUCCCAGUUCCUGUUUCCGCCGCAGCCUUUUUUGUUUUUUUUCUUCUUACUCAGUUUUUUUCUGGAGCAAACAAAAAAAAUCUCGACUCGCCGCUGCGACAGCACCCAGCACCAGCCUCCGCAGCCUGCCUGCUCCCGCCUCCACCCCCAGGUCGGAUGCCGCUGCUGGAAGCCGGUGUAUCAUGCCAAGGACGCAGCUCGACUGAAAGAAUCCCGUGGGACAGGAGGGAAACGGCAAGACGGUGCGGGACAAGCCGGUCACCGCGGAGCUGGGCGGAGGGGAGAGAACAUCCGUCGGGCUGUCGUAACACAGACCUCUGAGCAUGCUAGCCAUGCUUUAGCACGCACAGGACAGGCUGGUUGAUCGCUGGAGAAACACCCGCUGCCUUUUCUCACACCUACUCCCGAGCUACAGACGCACACAGCGGCGCCCUCUCAUCUGCCAUUCAACUGAUCACUGGGAACAUGCCGAUGCCAAGGCUGGCACUGUGGCACUUGUGGUGACGGGGUACAGAAGUGCGGCGCGCACAAAUCCGGCAGGAAGGCCGGGCGGGAGUCGGUGGGUGUACGGGGGGCACACCAAGAGGGAUUUUUCGUGUAGGGUGGGGGGAGGGUGGCGAGGCUGAACCAUGCGGCCCUGGGCGGGUUCGUGGCGUUGGAUUACCCUGGUGCUGUUGGCCUGGGGCACGCUCCUCUUCUACAUCGGAGGUCACUUGGUGAGAGACAGCGAGCACCCGGAGCGGUCCAGCCGGGAGCUCUCUAAGAUCCUGGCCAAGCUCGAACGGCUCAAGCAGCAGAAUGAAGACCUGCGGCGCAUGGCGGAAUCGCUCAGGAUACCAGAGGGUCAGGCAGAAGCCGGGUCCCUGGCUGCAGGGAGACUGCGCUCCCUGGAGGACCAGUUAACCAGAGCCAAACAGAAGAUCCACAGCUUCCAGAAACUCACUGGAGAUGGCCCCGGGCCCACUCAGGAGGAGCUGCGGAGGAGGGUGGAGAACGGCGUUAAGGAGUUCUGGUAUUUUGUUCGCAGCGAGGUGAAGAAAUUGGCCAACGUUGAGGCCGGCGAGAGGCAGAAGUACGCCGACACGCUCCUCCAGGACCUGGGACACCAGGAGAGGUCCAUCAUGACAGACUUGUACUACCUCAGCCAGGCGGACGGAGUGGGCGAGUGGAGAAUGAAGGAAGCUAAAGACCUCUCGGAUCUGGUCCAGAACAGAAUCACCUACCUACAGAACCCCCCAGACUGCAGUAAGGCGAGAAAGCUGGUGUGUAACAUCAAUAAGGGCUGUGGUUACGGCUGCCAGCUCCACCACGUCGUCUACUGCUUCAUGAUCGCUUACGGCACCCAGCGCACCCUCAUCCUGGAGUCCCACAACUGGCGCUACGCCCCCGGCGGCUGGGAGACUGUCUUCCUGCCCGUCAGUAACACCUGCACCGACCGCUCUGGAGCCACCACCGGACACUGGUCAGGAGAGGCCCAUGAUAAGGACGUCCAGGUUGUGGAGUUGCCCAUAGUGGACAGUCUCCACCCACGGCCCCCCUACCUGCCCCUGGCGAUCCCCGAGGACCUGGCGCCGCGCCUGCAUCGUCUGCACGGCGACCCCUCCGUCUGGUGGGUGUCCCAGUUUGUCAAGUACCUGGUGCGCCCUCAGGCGUGGCUGGAGAAGGAGAUCCAGCAGAGCACCGCCAAGCUGGGCUUUAAACACCCCAUCAUCGGAGUCCACGUGAGGAGGACGGAUAAAGUGGGGACAGAGGCGGCCUUCCACCCCAUCGAGGAGUACAUGCUGCACGUGGAGGAGCAGUUCCAACAUCUGGCCAGACGCGUCCACGUGGAUAAGAAACGAGUUUACCUGGCCACCGACGAUCCAUCGCUGCUACAGGAAGCCAAGACUAAGUAUCCAGACUACGAGUUCAUCAGCGAUAACUCCAUCUCGUGGUCGGCGGGCCUUCACAACCGCUACACCGAGAACUCGCUGAGAGGAGUCAUCCUGGACAUCCACUUCCUGUCUCAGACCGACUUCCUGGUCUGCACCUUCUCCUCGCAGGUCUGCCGCGUGGCUUACGAGAUUAUGCAGAUGCUGCAUCCAGACGCCUCGUCUUUCUUCUACUCCCUGGACGACAUCUACUACUUUGGAGGUCAAAACGCCCACAACCAGAUCGCCAUCUACCCGCACCAGCCGCGCAACAGCGAGGACAUUCCCCUGGAGCCCGGCGACGUGAUCGGCGUGGCCGGCAACCACUGGGACGGAUACUCCAAAGGCAUCAACCGCAAACUGGGCCGCACCGGCCUCUACCCGUCCUACAAGGUCAAAGAGAAAAUCGAGACCGUGAAGUACCCGACGUACCCCGAGGCAGACAAACUGCUCAGCUCUCAAAAGAAGUAGAAGGAAGGAAUGAAAAAAUUUUAAAAAAUGAAAAAAUAAAAGAGGAGAAGGAGCGAGGAGAAACAAGCAGACUCCGAUUCCAGAGGAGGAGGGUGCUUUUUGUACAGAGGAGAGAGGCGUACUUAGUGCGCUAAGCCGAGAAGAAAAGAAAAAGCCUGUACCCAGGGGUGAUAGGAAUGAGAAUGCACUCUGUGUGUUAAUGUAAGAGCGAGCGAGCGAGUGUGUGUGUGCGUACGAAUGUGUGUGUGUGUGUGUGUGUGCACUUGUGUAAAUGCCUGUGCAUAUGUCAGGUCAUGGAAGACUUGCACCCUACCACUACUCCCCCUGCCCGAUGCUCUGACAUCGCGCCUGUAGAGAUGUAGACGUUGAACAUUGAUUUUAAAUAAAAAGCAAGAAAACAAUUAAAAUCCACACAACUGACCGAGCUUGCUCUCUCCGGAGAGACAAGACUGGGACUACUGUAAGACUGGCACACCCCAGAGUUAGCUUCGAAUCAAUGACUGAGAAAAGAAAAAAAAAAUGACAAACUGGAAAAAAGUGUUUUGAUUUUUAUUUAAUUCCUUUCAGUGGUUUUGAUUCUAAUCUUGCCUUUUUUUAAUUUUUCUCCUGUUUGUUUCUUUUUUUUGUUUUUUUUGUUUGUUUACUGAAUGUACUGUAUCCUCUUCUCUCCAUGCUCACCGCUGCUCCACCUUCUUUCCUCCUUCCUUUCCUCCUUCCUCCUCGCUCCACUCACUGUGCUCCCUCCAUCUCGUCUCUACAUGUGCAAUUAAUUUAAAACAAAAAAGGAAAAAAAAAAAAAAGAAGAAAGAAAAUACCAUAUUGUGCUUUUAUCGAGUGUUUUUAAACCGUUUUUUUUUUUUUAUUAUUUUGCGCGUAUGGGGCUUGUGCAUUGUAUACUGUACAGUGUGUGUGCGUGUGCAGAUGAAUGUGUGUGUGUGUGUGAGAUCAAGUGUGCCUGUGCGUGCUGUUUAAAGUCUAAAGGGGCCAUGUCACGACCUGGUGCCUGGUUAUUGGUGAGCAGUGUGUUUGUUUUUUGUUUUUUUAAUUAUUAUUUCUGGCUUUCCUCCCGACUGAAUAGUGUUUGUGUGGCCGGCGGGGAGCCUGGCGGUGACAGUUUGUGGGGUGGAGGGGUGUGACUUCCUUCAGCACACCCCCAAGCACUUGGAACAAUGGUGAACUCCAGUCACCCCCCCACCCUCCACACCACGCUGGUGACCUCUAGUGAACAAUGGUAAGAUUAUGUGGAGUAUGGUGAACUCAUGGUGCACGCACACACCGCUGACACAGGAGCCGUCCCGAGGCUCACCAAAAAAAAAAAAAAAAAGCACUCCACUGAGAUAAUGUCCUUUUUUAAUUUUAUUAUUUUUUAAUUUUCAGGCGUCUCUGCUGUCUCUUCUGUCCAUCUGUUUGUUUUUUUUUUACUUUUAACUGUUUUAAAAUAAAUGAGGAAAAAUAUGCCUAUGUUUUAAAAAUGAUAACAAUAAUGUCAUAUCAAAUUCAGAGUCCCCAUCAUGAAGGCUUUUUUUUUUUUUUUUUUUUCAUAACUUAUGUUCCUGGGCAUUGUCUUUGAUAACCACAGAUCGAA